Molecule: messenger RNA, 2076 nt
Organism: Scedosporium apiospermum
Lineage: Eukaryota; Fungi; Ascomycota; Sordariomycetes; Microascales; Microascaceae
Product: NADPH--cytochrome P450 reductase
Exons: 3
Coding region: 1-2076 (691 amino acids)
Cellular component (GO): cytosol
Molecular function (GO): flavin adenine dinucleotide binding; NADPH-hemoprotein reductase activity; FMN binding
Source: RefSeq, a predicted model, not a curated record
AUGGCCGAACUCGACACUCUGGACGUUAUCGUCCUAUCUGCCCUUUUCGUUGGUACUGUAGCGUACUUCACGAAAGGAAAGUACUGGGCGGUAGCUAAGGACCCCUACGCCAAUGCCUUCAGCAAUACGGCAAAGGCCGGCAAGACGCGGAAUAUCCUGGAGAAGAUGGAGGAGAUGGGCAAGAACUGCAUCAUUCUCUACGGGUCGCAGACCGGCACCGCCGAGGACUAUGCUUCCAGGCUUGCCAAGGAAGGGAAGAGUCGAUUCGGCCUCGAGACCAUGAUCGCUGAUCUCGAGGACUACGAUUUUGACAAUCUCGACACCAUCCCCAGUGACAAGGUUGUCAUGUUCGUUCUCGCGACUUACGGCGAGGGUGAGCCCACUGACAAUGCCGUCGACUUCCACGAGUUCUUGACUGCCGACGAUGUCCAGUUCUCCGAGGAUCGCAGCCCUGCCCUCGACAACCUCAACUACGUCGCGUUCGGUCUCGGUAACAAUACCUACGAGCACUACAACUACAUGGUUAGGAAUGUGGAUAAGAUCCUCCAGAAGCUCGGCGCCAACAGAAUUGGCGAAGCUGGCGAAGGUGACGACGGCUCCGGUACCAUGGAAGAGGACUUCCUUGCCUGGAAGGAGCCCAUGUGGGCCGCUCUCGCCAAGAAGAUGGGCCUCGAGGAGCGCGAGGCUGUCUAUGAGCCUACCUUCGAGAUCGUCGACCGGGACAGUCUUACCGUUGAGUCUCCUGAGGUAUACGUUGGUGAGCCGAACAAGAUCCACCUCGAAGGCAACGUCAAGGGACCCUUCAAUGCGCACAACCCGUACAUUGCCCCUAUUGCCACCUCGCACGAGCUCUUUAAUGCAAAGGACAGGAACUGCCUGCACAUUGAUGUUGACAUUAGCGGAUCCACUCUGACCUACCAGACUGGUGACCACAUCGCCAUUUGGCCAAGCAACGCUGGUGCCGAAGUCGAUCGCUUCCUGGACAUCCUUGGUCUCACCGAGAAGAGGCACGAUGUUAUCAACGUCAGGGCCCUCGAACCCACCGCCAAGGUUCCUUUCCCUACCCCGACUACUUAUGAUGCCAUCGUGCGAUACCACAUGGAGAUCGGCGCCCCCGUUUCCCGUCAGUUCUUGGCCACUCUUGCCGCUUUCGCCCCGAACAACGAGAUCAAGGCCGAGAUGACCAAGCUUGGUGGUGAUAAGGAUUACUUCCACGAGAAGACUAGCGAUCAGUUCUACAACAUCUCCCGGCUCCUCCACAACGUCAGCGGUGGACUCAAGUGGACCAAUGUCCCCUUCUCGGCCUUCAUUGAGGGUCUCACCAAGCUCCAGCCGCGAUACUACUCGAUCUCGUCUUCGUCCCUCGUUCAGCCAAAGACCAUUUCCAUCACUGCGGUCGUCGAGAGCCAGCAAGUCGCCAGCCGACCCAACGACCCCUUCCGUGGUGUGUCUACCAACUACCUUUUCGCCCUGAAGCAGAAGCAAAACAGCGAUUCCAACCCAUCCCCCUUCGGUCUAACCUACGAGAUCGAGGGCCCCAGGAACAAGUACAACAAUAUCCGCGUACCUGUUCACGUCCGUCACUCCAACUUCAAGCUCCCCUCGGACCCUUCCAAGCCCAUCAUCCUCAUUGGACCCGGAACCGGUGUUGCUCCUUUCCGAGGAUUUGUUCAGGAACGCGCGAAGCAGGCGGAAGACGGCACCGAGGUCGGACACACUAUUCUCUUCUUUGGAUGCAGGAAACAAACCGAGGACUUUUUGUACAAGGAGGAGUGGGAGGAACGCAAGAAGGUCCUCGGAGACAAGUUCGAAUUGGUCACAGCCUUUUCUCGAGACGGACCUAAGAAGGUCUACGUACAGCACCGACUCAAGGAGCGAUCGAAGGAGAUCAAUGAUCUUCUUCUCAAGAAGGCCUACAUUUACGUGUGCGGUGAUGCUGCCAACAUGGCCCGUGAAGUGCACGCCGGGCUUAUCCAAAUUAUCGCUGAACAGCGUGGCAUCUCAGAAGCUAAGGCGGAAGAAAUCGUCAAGAACAUGAGGUCCGCAAACCAGUACCAGGAGGAUGUUUGGUCAUAA